This is a messenger RNA of Alternaria alternata, 2350 nucleotides long. Its product is annotated as HET-domain-containing protein. The coding region runs from base 210 to 2288 and encodes 692 amino acids. The transcript has 3 exons. NCBI's taxonomy places the organism in Eukaryota, Fungi, Ascomycota, Dothideomycetes, Pleosporales, Pleosporaceae. The record is from RefSeq and is a predicted model, not a curated record.
GUUCAUUCUACGCCUUGCUAUCCUCAUCUAUACUCUUCUUCAUCUCCGUUUACGGCAUUGGGAAGCUACAUCUGUACAUCGGUGAAGAACGUCGAAGCGCGGAGGAAAGACACUGACUCCCGAGCCUUGUAAGAUCGCUGGACCCUCUGAGAAUACGAAAACGCUUGACUAGCUCGUCAAAGCUACCCACGACCAAUUUGGAGCUACCAAUGACAUUACAGGAGCUGCCUGUACAUACAGAGUUUAUCUGGGAGGCAGGUCAAUAUUCGCAUCAUGUGUCAAUCAAAGGCUCAGAAGGUUCGAUUGUUCCCAAGUUUGGUUCACAGCAAUUGACCAAGACGGGUUUCAACUUUUUCACUCGCAGGAUUCGCUGCAGUCCGCAAGUCUGUCCGGUGUGCCUCAAUCCUGAAAACUACGAGGGAGAUUGUAUGCCUGCGGAAAGGGUCGUUUGUACUUCUAAACCAUUUUGUUUGGGUUGUGAGAUCAUUGCUUGGGCUCUAGAACCCUACAAGGGGUGGCUUAAAGAACUCAAAGAGUUAGGCGAAAGAAAAGGAAUUAUGGUGAAUGGACUUCCUUACCUUAAGAGUCACCAUGGCGGCUAUCUUUGGGGUGGCGGUAACCCUCGUACAACCCUUAUAGAUGUUUUAAUCCGGAGUAAACCAUGUCAGCCUACGGAAGGCGUGUCUCCUGAGUUGACAAACUCUCCAUGUCCAUGGAAUUUUCCGCGUAUCGGUCCUGAAAUUACCGGUCAUACAGGCUCUUUGGCUGCUAUUGAGAAGGCGCGGAAUUGGUAUUCUGAGUGCCUCGUGAAUCAUAAACGCUGUCUUCCGAAUUCAGGUUCGCCACUACCAACCAGGAUCAUCCUUAUCGAAGGAAAUACCAAAGCUAGAUUACAUACUUCAAGUGCCGAACAUGCUUCGUAUGCCUGUCUAAGCCAUUGCUGGGGUGGGCAAUCUGUUAUACAGACUACUACCAGAACGUUAGAGCAAUUCACCACUAAUCUUCCCUGGGAGGAGUUGCCCCAGACGUUCCAAGACGCUAUUCAAUUCGCGCAUGGUCUUGGCUUCAAGUACCUAUGGAUUGACUCCCUCUGUAUCAUGCAGGAUUCAAUCGAUGAUUGGCGUCACGAAGGAAGCCGGAUGUCGCAAAUCUACGCAAAUGCAUCCGUGACCUUAUCAUCUACUUGGGCAGCGAAUCCUUCUCAAGGCUGUUUCGCGACAUCUGACGAGCAAUACGUAUCGCGUACAAGGAACUUCGUAAAUGCCGAUGACGAGACAUAUGAGCUUCAUUGUCAUCAACGGCUCCCUACAAUAAAAUCCUCACUCGAUGAAGCACCACUACUUCAGAGAGGCUGGGUUUUCCAGGAACGCAUGCUGUCUAAUAGGAUUGUUCACUUCAUGAGGCAAGAGCUCUGGUGGGAAUGUCGGGAGUCUCUCACCUGCGAAUGUCGUUUGAAGGGUCACAACGAGGAUACUCACAUAUUCAAUAUGGGCCAAAUAGCGAGGAUGAAUGGGUUCUGCUCGUUCGAUGAGAUCGAAGGAAAUUGGCAACACUUGGUACGGAUAUAUACGAAGAAAUCACUCACAUUUCCCAGUGAUAUCUUUCCGGCUUUACAAGGACUGGCGAAGCUGGUUCCAUCGAGUAUGGGUAGAUACCUUGCCGGACACUGGGAGAGUACCUUGGCCCAGAGUCUCUGCUGGCAUGCUAUGGAGGCAGCGCAGACAAAGCCCCAGGAAUGGCGUGCCCCGUCCUGGUCGUGGGCUGCAGCUCAAGGGCAAGUGAUAUGGCCACUUUAUGAGCGUGAUCGUAAGAUUCAGACGUGCGCUAAAAUCCUCGGCGCCAUGACAAGACCCAAAGGAGACGAUCCAAUGGGCGAGAUAUCUUAUGGAGUUAUUUACCUGAAAGGAAGGUAUUUGGUCGGUCAGAUACAAGACACCCGAACGUCUGAUGAACAUCUUCCUAGUAGCAUUACGUUGAAAGGAUCACGACCUUGCACGUCACCGAAGUCAUUCAUAUGCUAUCCUAGUUGGGAUUCCGUCCAUCACGAGGACGGAGCGCAGAUCGUUGCUCUGAAGAUUCUCGAGGUUGCCAAUCUGAGUUCCUGUGGAAGGAAAACUAGUGUGGAACAGUAUUGGUUGAUUCUGAGAGCCAUAAAAGGAGUACAAGGGAAAUACAUGCGUAUCGGUAUAAUGGAAGAGUCAGGCGCUGAGAACAUAGGUUCGCGGCUCAGGAAUCUCAAUGAUUUGUAUGAAGAAGAGUCAGUAGAGAUGGAUUUCAAGAUUGUCUGAUAACACAAACAAGCAAUCGAAAGCUACACUCACUUAUCAUGAAUGUAAGAGAUCGACUGCCU